Messenger RNA from Alnus glutinosa, 2833 nucleotides. RefSeq names its product subtilisin-like protease SBT2.6. Gene Ontology annotation, biological process: proteolysis. The record is from RefSeq and is a predicted model, not a curated record. Bases 194 to 2647 code for a protein of 817 amino acids. The transcript has 11 exons. Gene Ontology annotation, molecular function: serine-type endopeptidase activity. Lineage: Eukaryota; Viridiplantae; Streptophyta; Magnoliopsida; Fagales; Betulaceae.
UCCUCGUCUUUUUUCUUUUCUCUUUUUAUAAUUUAAUUUGGAAUAAGAGAGAGAUGGAUCGGAUUCGAGAGUGUCUUUUGGUGGAAUGUGGUUGAAUUUUUGCAACUGGGUGUUGAUGCAAAUGUUGGAGUAACUUUUUUGGUGAUUGAUUCAGGAUCUUCUGGGCUACCAAAGUCGCACUAAAUCAUUGAAAAUGUGGGCAUCGGUUCUCGGGUGCACUGUUCUGGUGCUCUUCACUGUCUUCACAAUUGGGAAGGCGGAAAUUUACAUAGUAAGAGUUGAAGGAGAGCCUAUCAUAAGUUACAAAGGUGGGGUUGAUGGUUUUGAAGCCACAGCUGUGGAAUCCGAUGAGAAGAUUGACACCACCAGUGAAACGGUCACAUCCUAUGCUGGUCACCUUGAAAAGAAACAUGAUAUGCUUCUUGGGAGGCUGUUUCAGCAUGGGACCUAUAAUAAGCUCUAUAGCUAUCGACAUCUUAUAAAUGGGUUUGCAGUUCACAUUUCCCCUGAACAGGCAGAAAUCCUAAGACGUGCCCCUGGUGUGAAAUCUGUGGAGACAGAUUGGAAGGUGAGGAGACUUACAACACAUACCCCACAGUUUUUGGGGCUUCCAACUGGAGUAUGGCCAACAGGAGGUGGCUUUGAUAGGGCUGGAGAGGACAUUGUAAUAGGAUUUGUGGACUCUGGGAUCUAUCCGCACCAUCCAAGCUUUGCAACCUAUAAUACUGAACCAUAUGGACCACUUCCAAAGUACAGAGGUAAAUGUGAGCUUGAUCCUGACACUAAGAGGGACUUCUGUAAUGGGAAGAUUAUUGGAGCCCAACAUUUUGCCAAAGCUGCAAUAGCUGCUGGGUCAUUUAACCCUUCUAUUGAUUUUGCUUCUCCCAUGGAUGGCGAUGGACAUGGAAGUCACACAGCGUCAAUUGCUGCUGGAAAUAAUGGAAUUCCUGUUAGGAUACAUGGCCAUGAAUUUGGGAAGGCAAGUGGAAUGGCUCCUCGUGCCAGGAUUGCUGUGUACAAGGCACUCUACAGGCUUUUUGGAGGGUUUGUUGCGGAUGUGGUAGCUGCAAUAGAUCAGGCGGUUUUUGAUGGGGUGGAUAUACUCAGCCUCUCGGUGGGGCCAAACAGUCCUUCAGCAAACACCAAGACCACGUAUUUAAAUCCUUUUGAUGCUACACUUCUUUCUGCUGUGAAAGCAGGUGUAUUUGUUGCACAGGCAGCUGGAAAUGGAGGUCCUUUUCCUAAAACUUUGGUCUCUUACAGCCCAUGGAUAGCAUCUGUAGCAGCUGCAAUUGAUGAUCGCAGAUACAAAAACCAUCUGACUCUCGGAAAUGGAAAUAUCUUAGCUGGAAUUGGAUUGUCUCCUUCUACACAUCCAAAUAAAUCAUACACCUUGGUUGCUGCAAAUGAUGUGCUGCUGGAUUCUUCAGUAAUGAAGUUCAACCCCUCAGACUGCCAGAGACCAGAGCUUCUAAACAAGAACUUGGUUCAGGGGAACAUUCUUCUUUGUGGCUACUCCUUUAAUUUUGUUGUGGGUACUGCAUCAAUCAAGAAAGUCUCAGAAACAGUCAGGAGCCUUGGUGCUAUUGGCUUUGUUUUAGCUGUGGAAAAUAUUUCUCCAGGGACAAAAUUUGAUCCUGUUCCUGUUGGCGUUCCUGGGAUUCUUAUCACAGAUGUCAGCAAGUCAAUGGAUCUUAUACACUAUUACAACAUCUCUACACCAAGAGAUUGGACUGGACGAGUGAGAAGCUUCAAAGCUAUAGGUAGCAUUGGGGAUGGUUUGAUGCCUAUACUCCACAAAUCAGCACCACAGGUGGCGUUAUUUUCUGCUCGAGGGCCCAACAUAAGAGAUUUCAGCUUCCAAGAUGCAGAUCUGCUCAAACCAGACAUUCUAGCUCCUGGUUCUCUGAUUUGGGCUGCUUGGUCUCCAAAUGGAACAGAUGAACCUAAUUACGUUGGAGAGAGAUUUGCCAUGAUAUCUGGAACUAGCAUGGCUGCGCCUCAUAUAGCAGGGAUAGCUGCUCUUGUAAAGCAGAAGCACCCUCACUGGAGCCCUGCUGCCAUCAAGUCAGCCUUGAUGACAACUUCAACAACGUUGGACAGAGCAGGAAGGCCUCUUCAAGCACAACAGUAUUCUGAAACAGAAGCCAUGAAAUUCGCUGCUGCUACACCUUUUGAUUAUGGAAGUGGCCAUGUUAAUCCGAGAGCUGCUCUGGAUCCAGGACUUAUUUUUGACGCAGGUUAUGAGGAUUACGUGGGGUUCCUGUGCACAACUCCUGGUAUUGAUGCUCAUGAGAUAAGGAACUACACAAACUCACCCUGCAACUACACCAUGGGCCACCCAUCAAACCUCAACUCACCAUCAAUCACAGUCUCCCAUCUUGUGGGAACUCAGACUGUUACCCGCACAGUCACGAAUGUAGCCGAGGAAGAAACCUAUGUAUUCAGCACCAGAAUGGCACCGGCCAUUGCCAUUGAAGCCAGCCCUCCGGCAAUGACUUUGAGAGCCGGUGCAUCACGAAAAUUCUCCGUGUCUCUCACAGUCAGAUCAGUGACUGGAACAUACAGUUUUGGAGAGAUUUUAAUGAAAGGCAGCCGAGGGCACAAGGUGAGGAUUACAGUGGUAGCUAUGGGAUACCAACGAUAGUUGGGUUGGUCGAUUAUAGAUUGGAUUGGUCUAUCUUAAAAUUAUGGGUUAUGGUUGUAAUAUUCUUUGUAAUAUGUGGGAAUAAGAGGCUAGGUGUAUUUGUCUGAAAUAUAUUAUAUGGAUCGCUGUAAAGAUAACUGAUAUAAGGGGGAAACUCUUAGUUUACCCCACUCUAAGUUUUGCUAA